AUGAGCAGUGGCAUGCUAGUGGGAGCAGAAUCACAUAUUCGAGCUGUAUGUUCACUGUUGAUAAUGGAAUGGGAAGAUGUACGAUUUAUUAGGAUUUCAGGGAUGGAUGGCAUUGGGAAGACCACCAUUGCAAGAGCCAUUUUUGACAGGUUUUCUCAUCAAUUUGAAAGUGCUUGUUUUGUUGCAAACAUUAAAGAAAAUCAAGUUAAACAGGGCUUGUUGUCUUUGCAAAAGAAUCUGGUUUCUGAGGUGUUGACAGUUGAAUCUGUGAAUAUUGCUAAUGAAUAUAAUGGAAUUGAUAUGAUAAGAAAAAGGCUUGGUUCUAAGAAGGUUAUAGUAGUUCUUGAUGAUGUGGAUCACCAAGCCCAGUUGGAUGGUUUAGCUGGAGACCUUGAUUGGUUUGGUAAAGGUAGUAGAGUUAUCAUAACAGCAAGGGAUAACCACUUGCUUUGGAACUGUUGUGAAAUUUAUAAGGUUGGUUUACUAGCUUUAGCUGAAGCGACUCGACUAUUUAGAUGGCAUGCUUUUAGAAAGACAUCUCCUAACAACGAUUUUCAGCAGCUCUCUCAACGGGUGGUAUAG
Lycium barbarum (goji berry) is the source of this 582-nucleotide messenger RNA. RefSeq names its product TMV resistance protein N-like. The transcript has a single exon. The coding region runs from base 1 to 582 and encodes 193 amino acids. Gene Ontology annotation, molecular function: ADP binding. Gene Ontology annotation, biological process: defense response. The record is from RefSeq and is a predicted model, not a curated record. NCBI's taxonomy places the organism in Eukaryota, Viridiplantae, Streptophyta, Magnoliopsida, Solanales, Solanaceae.